Molecule: messenger RNA, 1233 nt
Organism: Symbiodinium natans
Lineage: Eukaryota; Dinophyceae; Suessiales; Symbiodiniaceae
Source: the annotation of a GenBank genome assembly
AUGGCAUCGGGCUGGCCGCGCGUGGAGAUGCUGGGUGGCUCGGAGCCUGGGCCCGAGACGCAGCAAGAGAUGGUGGAGCUGGCAAAAGCUGCAGAAAGGGAGCAGGAAGAGCUGAGGCGCCUGGAGGACGGGAGCCAGGAACGUGAAGAGCAGGAGGAGCACGAAGAGGGCGGGGAGUCCGAGACUGCUUCUCAGGAGGCUUCUCUGCAGGCUUCACAGGAGCCUUCUCGGGCCGAAGAGUUUGGGCAGCCGAGGCCCCUGUCGACGCAAGACGUGGAGAGGCACCGGACCUCCUGGCCGGGCGUUCCCGGGAACGCCAGUGAGCCGUCAGAGCCCGAAGUCCUGUCAGUGCAGGUGAGCAGCAGCCAGAUGGUACCUGUGAAGCUCGAGCUGCAGGCGACAGAGGCUGAGCAUGAGAUGAGGAGGCUGCGGGAGCCGGCCUUCCGCGCUUGGCAGCAGGUCGCGCCGCGCCUGUACCAUGCGGCUGACAGGAGUGCGGCUGACAGGAGGGUCCCGCAGGUCGAGCUGGAGCCGCGUGCGCUUCCCACCUGCCUUGAGGACUGGAAGUCCGCGGGCCCCUGGGCGUUCUUCACCGCGCUCACUGACUCUGAGUGGAAGUCACGGGGCUACGAGCUGGCUAAGCGCACCCACCUUGAGAAGCCAGGCCAGGCCAUCAAGGUCAUCCGGAACAGACCCAACGCCAUCUUCUCCGCCGAGAACACAAAGCGGUCGUACACUGACUGGUCGUACCCUAUCCACUUUGUGUGGGCGAAGGACGUGUCGCAGGAGCUUCUGGCCGAGCUGUGCUUGGCAGCGACGAGGCGCCAAGCCGGCCUCGAAGAGGGCGCGCUCCUCUGCCUAAGCAGUCCUUUCCUGUCUUCGGAGCACAUUUUUGUUGCUGUUUCGAGCAGCCGGCAGUGCUGCUUUGAGCAGACCCGAGUGUUCCAGACAGAUGUGAAGAUCAAGGAAGAGCCUGUGGACCUUGCAAAGUCAGAUUCCGGAGAUGAUGCAUCACUCGCCAGCUUCACCCCCAUUCACGCAAAGGCCCAACCCAGAAGACCACCGUUGGAAGCUCAAGCCAGGCAGCCGUCGCCAGGGAACACAGGGUCUGCACCUCCAUCAAGGCAGUCUCGUGGGUCCAGGGGCUCCGGGUCCCGACGGAACUCCGGGUCGCGGCGCCGCUCCGAGCAGUCCGGGAGGUCGAGACAGUCGGGGCAAUCGGGGCGGCGCUGA